Penicillium maclennaniae is the source of this 1842-nucleotide messenger RNA. RefSeq lists its product as uncharacterized. Gene Ontology annotation, biological process: maturation of SSU-rRNA from tricistronic rRNA transcript (SSU-rRNA, 5.8S rRNA, LSU-rRNA). Lineage: Eukaryota; Fungi; Ascomycota; Eurotiomycetes; Eurotiales; Aspergillaceae. The record is from RefSeq and is a predicted model, not a curated record. The transcript is spliced from 3 exons. Gene Ontology annotation, cellular component: nucleolus; small-subunit processome. The coding region runs from base 1 to 1842 and encodes 613 amino acids.
AUGGGUAAAAAGAGAAAGGCUGGCGGCCGUCCGGCGCAAAAGACCGAAGCCCCUGCGCGCACCAAGUUUGAUGUCGAAGAACGCUUCGACGACUCCGAGGAUGACUUCCAGACCGGCCGCGACCAGAUCCUGCUGGACGAUGGCCCAGAGACUAAACGGCGCCGGAGAGUUGCUGAAGAAGAGGAGAUGCUUCAGCCCUCCGACGAGGAAAUUCUAGGCUACGAGGACCAGGACGAGGACGAUUUUGAAGUCGAAGAGGACGAGGAUGAAGAUGAUAUGGGUGUCCCCAAAGGCCGUCGUGGAGAGGAGGAUGACGAGGAAGAAGAUGGCAUUGCUGCAUGGGGCUCUUCAAAGAAGGAUCUGUACAACGCGGAUCAGAUCGAGACCGAAGUUGAUGCCUUGGAGGAAGAGCAAGAAGCCAAGAGGCUGCAGCAGAAGCAGCUGCAGGCUAUGGACGAGGCUGACUUCGGAUUUGACGAAUCCGAAUGGGCGGACUCCGGCAAGGCGGAGGGCGAAGACGAUGCUGGUGUAGUCACAGAAGUGCUCCCCCAGCUGGAGAUCACCGAGGACAUGGGAACCGACGAGAAGCUCAAGAUCCUCAAAUCGAGAUACCCCGAAUUCGAGCCGCUGGCGAAAGACUUCACCGACCUUCAAUCCACCUACAAGGAUCUACAGAAGGCAGCAUCGAAAGCCUCAACAGCGACGAACGAAGAUGACGACGAGCCUCAACCUGCCCCUGUGGCUGUCGUGAAGCUGCGUGCUUUGUCGGCUUACCUGGGUACUAUCAAUCUGUACUUUUUGCUUCUUGCUUCAUCCUCCGAUGGAACCAACGCCAGCACGCCGAUUUCCCCGCCGAGCUUCGACAACACCCUGGAUCUCGAGCUUGAGGAGGUUGUCGAGAUUGCUAAGAAACCCAAGGCUGCUGCCAAACCCGAGUCCAUUGCCCAGAAACAGAAGAAGACCAAUGAGGUCAAGGCAACCAUGCCCAAGAAAUUGAGCAAGGCAGAGAAGGCAGCUCUGGCAGCGCAAGCCGAGGCCGAAGCCCGCCGCGCCGAGCGUCUCGCGGAGACCGAAGCCGGCUUCGCUGAUCUGUCCAACCUGACCACCGAGCCUGCCCUGAAGCGUAAGACUAAGAAGACCAAGACACCUGCCCAUGACGACGACUCCGACUUCGGUGACGAGGACGCCCUGACUGCCCGUGAAGCCGAGGAGAAGGCCAAGCAGAAGCGUUCUCUCCGCUUCUACACCUCUCAGCUCGCACAGAAGGCCAGCAAGCGUCACAACGCCGGUAAGGAUGCCGGUGGUGAUGCCGAUAUUCCCCGCCGUGAACGUCUCAAAGACCGACAGAUCCGACUCAACGCCGAGGCUGAGCGCCGUGGUCGUCAACAACCCGACAUCGGUCAAGAGCUCGGCGGUGACAGUGACGAUGAAGACCGCCGAGUUGCCAAGGAACUCCGUAAUAACAACAAGUCCGGCAGUGACGACGACGAGUAUUACGACAUGGUCGCCGCACGGGGCAAGGCUCGCAAGGAUGACAAGAAAGCUCGCGCCGAUGCUUACGCCGCCGCAGCUGCCGAGGGCGGCCAAGUCCACAUGCAAGAGACCGUCGGACCUGACGGAAAGCGUGCUAUCACGUACCAGAUCGAGAAGAACAAGGGUCUCAUGCAGAAGCGCAACAAGGACUCGCGCAACCCGCGUGUCAAGAAGCGCAAGAAGUUCGAGGAGAAGAAGAAGAAGCUCGGCAGUAUUCGCCAGAUCUAUAAGGGUGGCGAGAGCCGCGGUGGAUAUGGUGGUGAGCUUACGGGUAUCAAAAAGAACCUGGUCAAAAGUGUCAAGCUCUAA